GGAGGAUGGAAGUCUUCCACUGCUACUGCUACUUACUGCUGCUGCUCGAAUCACUAACUUACUACCACCUUGAGUCUGCAGAUUUCCAAAGCUGAUGAGCACAACUACCGUUGCACUGGCGCCUACAUUCAUCUUCUCCUCUUUCCCUUUUGACUACCGUUCAUUGUUCACGAUCCUGCCUGCACUUUUCGGAAUCCCAGAUGCGCUUUCCUAGAGUGUGACCGUUCCUGCCGAUGUGCUCGGGUCGCUGCAGAUGAGGCGCGUCUACAAUGUCUUCCUUCUUCGGGAAAUUAAAGAGCCAAAAUGCACCCAGUCCAGCAGUGGGCACCGCCCCGACCAAGAAGGACCCGAAUGCGCCUGUCCCAACCCCUCUAGAGCGCAUGCUCAUGAAUGCUGGUCCAAUCCGUCAUGAUGGAAGCGAUAAAUUCUUUGGUAUGGAGAAUUUCGGGAAUACCUGCUAUUGCAAUUCAAUCCUGCAAUGUCUCUACUAUUCUGUUCCUUUCCGAGAAAAUGUCCUAUCCUAUCCUCGUCGUUCCACGCCCGAAUCUGUUGCCAAAGCCCAGGCAAAUGCACCUCCUCGACAGACCUCGAACCAAGCCAACGGAGCGGCAAAAAAACCACAAGGCCCUAGCUCUUCACGAAACGCUGGCACUCCUCCUCAGCAACAGAAACCCGAGGACAAAGAUUCGCCCGAAUACAAAAAGAAACAGGCGCUGUUAGCGGGCCCCAUACUCAACUUGAGCUAUGAGAACUCGCGGGAUUAUGAAAUGUCAGCGACACUCUUCAGCUCUCUAAAAGAUCUAUUCGAAGCCGUUGUCGUCGAUAAGCAACGAAUGGGCGUGAUCAGUCCGGCCAAGUUCCUGGAGACAUUGCGCAAGGAUAACGAAAUGUUCAGAUCCGCCAUGCAUCAGGACGCGCAUGAAUUUCUCAAUCUCUUGCUUAAUACUGUGGUCGAAAAUAUUGAGGCACACGACAGGACCCUAAUCGCGCAGAAGCAGUCUCAAGACGCUCAACAGUCAGCGGACGACUCUGGUGAUAUAACGAAAUCUCAAUCAGCGACCGUCUCCUUUCCUUCCGUACUCCCUACACCGACGGCUAACUCCAGCACGCGAUGGCUGCGCGAAUUGUUUGAGGGCACUCUAACUUCCGAAACCCGAUGUUUGACAUGCGAAAACGUUUCUCAUCGUGAUGAACCAUUUUUAGAUUUGUCGGUGGAUCUAGAGCAACAUUCAUCUGUGACUGCUUGUCUUCGCAGAUUUUCCGAAGAGGAAAUGCUUUGUGAGCGGAACAAGUUUCAUUGUGAUAAUUGUGGUGGUCUCCAGGAAGCCGAGAAGCGCAUGAAGAUUAAGAGGCUGCCGAGGAUAUUGGCACUUCACCUGAAACGAUUCAAAUAUACCGAAGACCUACAGCGAUUACAGAAGCUGUUCCACAAAGUCGUAUAUCCCUACCAUCUCCGGCUUUUCAACACCACCGACGAUGCCGAGGAUCCCGACCGAAUAUACGAGCUGUACGCAGUCGUGGUACACAUUGGCGGCGGACCUUAUCAUGGACAUUACGUUGCAGUCAUCAAAACUCAGGAUCGGGGAUGGCUGUUGUUCGACGAUGAAAUGGUGGAACCGGUCGACAAGAACUAUGUUCGAAAUUUCUUUGGAGACAAACCUGGACUUGCCUGCGCUUAUGUGUUGUUCUACCAGGAGACCACCAUGGAGGCGAUUCGAAAAGAACAGAAAAUGGAGGGCAAACGACGCGCCUCGCAGGAUCUUGCCAAUGGGCUGGCAGUGGACACCAGACAAUCGGCCGAGCUACACCGAGUCCAAACCGUCAGUCCUGGUACCGAGGGCAUGCAGUAUGCUACGCUUGAUCACGCUAUGACGGCACCCGAGUUCAUGACUAAUGGUCAUAUUGAACCGCCCAAAUCACCUACCCUUACCUCCGACAGACCUGUCAGUCCGGUGGUACAAAGCAAGAAAGAAAAGGCCAAGGAAGACAAGGCACGCAAGGCUGCGGAGAAAGUGGCAGAGAAAGAAAGACAGGAAGCCGAAAAACAACGCCGGAAAGAAUUGGCUACCAAGUUGUCAGAAGCACACAAGCGGCAGGAGGCCGAGCUCAAGGCAGCCCUGGAAGCCAGCAAAGCCUCCAAAGCCGAGGAGGACAAACGGCAUGGCUUGGAACGAUCGGUCACGUCACCAAAUGGCAGCAGCCAUUCGGGUCUCGAUAGGUUCAAGCGAUCCAAGAGCUUGCGCUUUGGGUCGCUGACGAAGAGAGACAAGCCGCAACCGAAGCCUUCGGACGAAAACCUGGCCACGUCGUCAGCUUCUGCGGAAACGGACUCGCCGGACGUCGAAAAGGACAAGGAUAAAGAUACUCCGCCCAGGGAGAAGAAGAAUCGGUUCAGUAUUCGCAAAAAGUCGUUCGGCAUGUUGUCAUGAUGUUUGUGAUGGCCCUAUGGACCGUUUUACCAUGUGCCUGGUCAUAAUCCCGGCGAAAAGAAUUUUUGGGCUUUUUGGAUGGGCUUGUUUCGACAUUGACAUUGACCUUGUUGCCAUGCACAUACCCAAGGUAUACAAGUGACAUAAUGUCCAUGAUUUGUGAUGAUCAUGAUAUAAUGAUAUCGGCCUACCACGAAAAGAGAGUUGAAUCAUCGGGUACAUAUACAAAGGGACAGACAAGAGUCGGACCCGGACUCGGAUUUGGAUGGUUUCUGCUUGUCGUAAAUAUAAUUCUUGUUGCAACUGGAAUCCGCAUG
Messenger RNA from Exophiala xenobiotica, 2746 nucleotides. RefSeq lists its product as uncharacterized. Gene Ontology annotation, biological process: protein deubiquitination. NCBI's taxonomy places the organism in Eukaryota, Fungi, Ascomycota, Eurotiomycetes, Chaetothyriales, Herpotrichiellaceae. The coding region runs from base 270 to 2429 and encodes 719 amino acids. Gene Ontology annotation, molecular function: cysteine-type deubiquitinase activity; cysteine-type endopeptidase activity. The transcript is spliced from 4 exons. The record is from RefSeq and is a predicted model, not a curated record. Gene Ontology annotation, cellular component: cytosol; nucleus.